AUGACGCGCGACGACCUGGCGCGCGCCGUGACGCCCUACACGUACCGCCACGGGGCGCCGCUGGCCUCCAAGAACCCAAAGUUCAACGCCAAGGCGCGCGAGGACAAGAGCCCGCCCGACGUGGCGGGCGAGUACCGGCGCCGCGUGCAGCGGCUGCUCAUCGACAAGGACAACGUGACCACGCAGGACGUGCAGGAGCUGCUGGCGUUCCGGGAGAAGAGCCACGUGGACUUUGAGACGCACGUCAAGACGCUGCACGCGCUGCAUGUCACGAACGCCGAGUUCGACCAGUUCGUGGUGUUGCAUGGCGGUCCGGCGCGGCCGAAGACGUUCUUUGACUUGGUGGACGCGGACGGCGACGGAUUGAUUAGUUACCCGGAGUACAUGUUCUUCAACACGCUGCUGGCGAUUCCGGAGCGGCAGUUUGAGUUGGCGUUCAAGAUGUUCGACACGGAUGACAACGGCAAGCUGGACCACAGGGAGUUCAAGCAGAUCAUGGAGCUAAUGCGGUUGCGCACGCCUGCGGGUCGUCAGGACCGCUCGCUGCAUGACGACGACGACGUGCCGAUCUUUAAGCACCUGUUUGGCGAGCUGGCCACGCAGUCGCUGUCGUAUGAAGAUUUCUGCGCCUUCCGCCGCGACCUCAAGCAGGAGAUCAUGCGCAUUCAGAUAUCCUUUCCACCUCGCUUUGAUUUGUUCAUGUUUUGGGGUUGUUCGCGUGAUUUAUAUUGGUUUCCCUUAACGCCGGUUUACUUCGAGCAGUAUGAUGUCGACGGCGACGGAACUCUUUCGCCGCGCGAGUUUGGCAUGUUCUUGGUCUCUCACGUUGACCAGCGUCACAUCGAAAUGUGGGUUGACCGUGUCGACAGGCUGCGAAAUCUGAAGGGACACAUCACGGAGCAAGAGUUCAUGGAUUUCAAUGUUUUCCUUGAGCACCUUGACGAGCUGAAGGUGGCGAUGGAUCUCGUCAUGCAAGAGCGCGGUGUGAACAAAGGCAUGUUCUCUGAAAAUUGGUGCACGCCGAGCUGGAUGGUUAUGGCUGAUACCCUAUUAUUGCCUGCAGAUCAAUUUCAGCGCGCUACGAGGGCAGCAGUGCGUGGAAGCAAAACUACCAAGCCGGUUACUCCUCUGCAAAUCGACAUCCUCUUUGCACUGUUUGAUCUUGACAACGAUGGACUUCUAUCUACAAAAGAAUUCAUCGAGGUCAUGCAGACUCGCAAGGACAGCGGAUUCAACGAGCCUCGUGACACGGGUGUUUUCAACUUCUUCCAGCGCAUCAAGGAGUGCAUUGAGUGCAUUUUGUAA
Phytophthora sojae is the source of this 1305-nucleotide messenger RNA. RefSeq lists its product as hypothetical. Bases 1 to 1305 code for a protein of 434 amino acids. Gene Ontology annotation, biological process: mitochondrial calcium ion homeostasis; calcium import into the mitochondrion. The transcript is spliced from 8 exons. Gene Ontology annotation, molecular function: calcium ion binding. Gene Ontology annotation, cellular component: uniplex complex. NCBI's taxonomy places the organism in Eukaryota, Oomycota, Peronosporomycetes, Peronosporales, Peronosporaceae. The record is from RefSeq and is a predicted model, not a curated record.